AACAGGCUGCAGGGAAAGUGCAGCACAGGGGUGAGACGGACUUGACUCGGGGGCGAACAGCAGAGACGCCCACACAGACUGGAGGACACCGCGCUAUAAAAAUGUGAGUCAGUAUUUCAGCGUCAGUGGGGAUCCUUUAAAAGCCACAAUGAAAUAGACAGGAGCGUUAAGCAAUGGAAAAAACUCCGCGACGGACAUCGCUGCAGUGGAGUUUGUCGAAAGGAAACAUGACUUCUAAUGAAAACAGAUCUUUUCUUCUGUUUCUGGAUUUCUUUGGAUUAUCCUUAUGAAUCACAAAGAUAAACCAGCUGGACUUAUAAGAUAUCUAAACAACUGUCGAGUGCCUCGCCUAAAUAUGGACCUCACAACUUUCAGAGUUCAGAGAUGUUAGCUUUGAGCCACUACAACUCCUCAGCCUCCCUGCUUCUCCCUCAUGUGGCUAAUGACAGUGGAGGGAAGGUGGAGGUCAGGGCUGCUGUUGAAGGGCUGUCACAUCAUGAAAACCUCACCUUUGAGGAGCCUACCGCUGGUGGAGCCUUCAUUGUCAUAUUGUCCAUGACGCUGGGCAUCAUCUCCAACAUUGUGGCCCUCUUCAUCCUGGUUAAUGCUUACUCCCUUCAGCGCCGGCGCUCCAAAGCUACAUUCCUUCUGUUUGCCACGUCACUGGUGAUUACAGACUCUAUUGGCCAUGUGAUUCCUGGUGCCCUGGUUCUCCGACUCUACCUCUCUGGAGCUGCAAGGCCUCAGUUUGUCAACUCCUCUGAUGGGAUGUGCCAGUUCCUCGGUGGCAGCAUGGUGUUCUUCGGACUAUGCCCUCUCUUCAUGGGCUGUGCCAUGGCUGCCGAGCGCUGCCUGGGUGUUACUAAACCACUGCUGCACUCAUCUUUGGUCACAAAAACACGUGCAAAAAUUUGUCUUUCUGUCAUCUGGCUGGCAGCCUUAAGUGUGGCGUUGCUACCCUGCUUUCAGCUGGGUUCCUACACCUAUCAAGAACCAGGGACCUGGUGUUUCAUCAAAGUGCUCAGUGACACUAAGGAGGUGGAUGUGGCAUUUGUAGUAUUGUUCUCUGGACUUGGGCUGACCUCGCUAGCUGUGGCGCUGGUUUGUAACACCAUCAGUGGACUGACACUGGUCCUCGCCCGGCUCAGGAGGCAGCCUGGCUCCCAUCACUCAGCCAAGUCCCACGACAUAGAGAUGGUGGUGCAGCUGGUUGGAAUAAUGGUCACCUCAUGUAUCUGUUGGAGCCCUCUGCUGAUCUUUGGCCUGAUGUCCGCAAUUCACUCCUACACGGGAACCAUUGGACACAGCUUGUCAUACUAUGAAACCCUGAUGGUGAUGGGAGUGAGGCUGGCCACGUGGAACCAGAUCCUCGACCCCUGGGUCUACAUCCUGUUGCGCCGCACCGUACUCCGCAAAAUCUACCUCAUCGCUAAGUGCCAGGCAGGCCUGAGGGGUACUAUUUUGGGCCGUUGGGAGCCGUCCUCUUUUCCUAGCUCAGAGAAGAAUGAUGUAGAUCAAGUCUGAUCUGAGAGAAAGGCUGACAUAGUAAUUUGUGGAUAUAUUUUGUUACCAGGUCAGUGAGCAUAUGAAGAACUCAGCAAAGAUCUUUAUAAAGAAAGGCCAGCAGAAGAGCAGGAUGUUUGAAAACACCUCCGUGGCUUUUAAACCUUCUUUAAAAAAAAAGUGCUUCUUGGAUUUAAUCAUCAUUUCUCUUUCUCACACCAUCAAAGUUUACCCUGAGUUCAUGGUCUUGACCUUAUAAAUGAAAGCUAGCUAAUGCUAUGAUUUUGCACAAAAUAUACACUUUUCUACUGUUUACCUGCAUUGAGUGAACAUUCCUUGUUAUUAUACUUUCAUAAGGAAACUCAAAGAGAACGAUUUAGGCCACAUACGGCUACAGUACUAACCACGCUUUGUCCGGAGAAGCUCAAAGUUUUGCAGGAGUGCCACUUAUACAGGGACUACAUACAGUAUUGCAUUGAUUUAUUUGUACUCAGUUCUAUCUGCUUUUAAAGACAUGAAUUGCACAGUUGGCAUGCCUUUAUUGUAUGGUUGCAAAAGGUUGCAAAAGAAAUCAGUUGUACUGGUUUUAACAAUCAGAGGGAGCACCGUACUAAACCCAGAAGUAUUUAGAGCGUAUUCUAAUGCGAAGUAUUCUGCUGAAUGUAUUUCAUUAAGGAAUGUUAAUAUUCAAAUACUGUGGAGUUUAUGUAUGUUUAUAUGCUCUAUGUGUGCUUAUAUAUUUCUUUUUGUGAAAUAAAGUAAGAGGUUAUAACGUAAUACUUGAAUUAUACACUCAGUUUCCUGAGUGUGUGUAAAGACUGAAUGUAAAUAAAAAACAAUUCAAUGUGAUUUUAUUCCAGAA
This is a messenger RNA of Oreochromis aureus, 2365 nucleotides long. RefSeq names its product prostaglandin E receptor 1a (subtype EP1) (gene ptger1a). The transcript has 3 exons. Gene Ontology annotation, cellular component: plasma membrane. Gene Ontology annotation, biological process: positive regulation of cytosolic calcium ion concentration; adenylate cyclase-activating G protein-coupled receptor signaling pathway; inflammatory response. NCBI's taxonomy places the organism in Eukaryota, Metazoa, Chordata, Actinopteri, Cichliformes, Cichlidae. The record is from RefSeq and is a predicted model, not a curated record. Gene Ontology annotation, molecular function: thromboxane receptor activity; prostaglandin E receptor activity. The coding region runs from base 385 to 1524 and encodes 379 amino acids.